Mytilus trossulus (common blue mussel) is the source of this 1429-nucleotide messenger RNA. RefSeq lists its product as uncharacterized. NCBI's taxonomy places the organism in Eukaryota, Metazoa, Mollusca, Bivalvia, Mytilida, Mytilidae. The transcript has 5 exons. The coding region runs from base 47 to 1429 and encodes 460 amino acids. The record is from RefSeq and is a predicted model, not a curated record.
ACGUGAUGUAACUUGACACCAUUUAUUUCCACAGUUGUCUUAAAAAAUGAAAGGUUUGAACAAUCAACCGUUUGGUCUGCUCGUCAUAUUUGUAAUUUUAAACGGCACAGUGGCACGACAGGUACAAAUCAAUGGAAAUAUCACAGAGAAAAUUGGAACAAACGGCACGAUGUUAACUUGUAAUUUGACGCUUGAUCAUGGAGAUCAUCUUAUUUCAGUGUGGAUGUUGGCAACUAAUAUGACGUUACGUGAUUUUGAGAAUGUAGCAUAUUUUGACCCUGAUUUUGGUUCCAAAUUAAAACCAUAUGGAACAGUUCUUUUUGGGAAUGCAUCAUUGUCGUCAGUUAAUAAAUCAUCAAAAAGCGUUUCAUUGAGCUUUGACGACCUAAAUUGUAAACAUUCAAGACUGUAUAAAUAUAAAUUAUUAGUUAAAACAGUAGACUAUCCAAAUAUAAUAACAGAGUCAGAAGCAAUUGGAAUAUCAAUACAAGUACCACCUUCAAAACCCGAUAGCGUUUCAUUAUUUCACACACCAGCAGAUGUAUCCGUGUCCUCAACUUCAAAUAUAGAUUAUAGCUCUGCGUCACCUUCUACUGUAGUAACAUCAACUGAAAAUGAGACUGUAUCUGCCUCAGAGACGGGAAAACAGAACACUGCAUCUGUAUCUAACAAUUUUAAGAUACCAACUCCUGGUCCUAAUACAACAUCUUCCCUUUUGCAAGAGGAUAUUUCAACCAGCUUUAGAACAACGACAUAUUAUAUUCCAAAAUCGACAACAGCACAAGGAAUAGUUGAAGGUGAUAACAUAACAGUUGUCUGUACAGGAGACGUUGGGAAUCCGAAAGGGAUACAUUUCUUUCAAAAGUAUCGUAAUGGAAAGAUAGUUCAUAUGCAUGAAAAAGUCUAUGCAACAUUAAAAUCGGAGGUGUAUAAAAAUUGCUCCUUCUAUCAAACAAGUAUCCUAACGUUCAAAAUAACAGCUGCUGACAACAAUGUAGUGAUACGCUGUGCUGUUAAUUCGUCAAUGGCAGAGCCAGAUAUGUAUGUAGAAACAGAACCAAUAGAGGUCUUCUAUCCAGUUAGAAUGCCAACUAUUAUUAGCUAUCAGAAUAAAACGGACUAUGUAUUGGGCGAAGAUACAAGUAUACAUUUAGCUUGUAAAAGCGAUGGUAAUCCUAAACCUUCUUACUUUUGGUAUACAGAAAACCCCAAGCAACAAGUCAGUUCAUUUGAAAACUUUACUCUAACGAAUUUGAAUGUAACAAACAGUGGAACAUAUACCUGUAAGGUAAACAACACUUUCCACGGCGAUACAUACCAAAAGGCUACUUUUGUCAAUAUCAAGAUUAUAAAUACAGAAGAAAAACUGAGUAUUGGGAUGAUGGACGCCAAAAAUACAUUGCAUGUGCAUGGUGUAUGUAUCUUAUAA